AUAUUUACAGAGAGCUCAUCCGAGAUUUCGGUGCCUGAGGUGGAGACACCGAGAAGCAAAGCCAAAACUAAAGCUAAAAAACGUUGGGGGACUGUGCUCCGCUGGAUUCCUACUUCUACUGAUCAUAUUAUUGCCGCGGAGAAGCGCCUUCUUUCUCUCGUUAAGACUCCUUAUACACAGGAAAAGGUUAGCAUUGGCUGUGGACCCCAAGGAUCUAAGGUCAAGUGGUUUCACUCUGUGAGCAAUGAACCAAGAUUCAUCAACACGGUCACUUUUGAAAGCAAAGAGGACGCUCCCAUUCUUGUUAUGGUUCACGGAUAUGGUGCCUCUCAGGGUUUCUUCUUCCGCAACUUUGAAUUCCUUUCCAAGUAUUUUAAAGUCAUUGCUAUCGAUCAGCUCGGUUGGGGUGGAUCAAGCAGGCCUGACUUCACUUGCAAAAGUACUGAAGAAACUGAGGCAUGGUUCAUUGAGUCUCUCGAGGAGUGGCGCAAAUCCUCGAACCUUAGCAGCUUCAUUUUGCUUGGACAUUCAUUUGGAGGCUAUGUAGCAGCUAAAUAUGCUCUGAAGUAUCCUAAACACAUACAGCAUUUAAUUCUAGUCGGCACUGCUGGUUUUUCAUCGGAAACAGAGCACCGGUCUGAGCAGUUCACAAAAUUCCGGUCAACUUGGAAGGGGGCUAUCAUAAACCAUUUGUGGGAGUCAAAUCUUACACCUUCGAAGGUUAUCAGGUUAUUAGCUUCUACUGUGAUUGCUGCAGGGUGGCCAUUUUGUAUUUGUGGAUAAUCCAGUCGGUGUCCAUUCUGCUGUCUUGUAUGUUUGCCGCAGGUUCUUCUCACCUCAUCCAAGCAAUAUAAUUCCGGAAGGUUUGGCAUCUGUGUAAAUAAAAAUAGCUUAUGUUGUACUAAUCAUUGUGUACAAAUAAUGCUGCAACAGUCUUACAUUCUUUUGUAACGAGCUCGCCCUCUUUGUGGCGUGGCUCUGAUAUCACAAUGUACAGAACUUACAUUUUAUCUGAAACAGAAUGGACCAAUUACAGUUGUGUGAUAGUUG
Messenger RNA from Daucus carota subsp. sativus, 1050 nucleotides. RefSeq names its product 1-acylglycerol-3-phosphate O-acyltransferase-like. NCBI's taxonomy places the organism in Eukaryota, Viridiplantae, Streptophyta, Magnoliopsida, Apiales, Apiaceae. Gene Ontology annotation, molecular function: A2-type glycerophospholipase activity; lysophosphatidic acid acyltransferase activity. The annotation marks the transcript as partial. The transcript is spliced from 5 exons. Gene Ontology annotation, biological process: phosphatidic acid biosynthetic process; lipid homeostasis. The record is from RefSeq and is a predicted model, not a curated record.